GAGAGAGAAUUUAAAAAAGAGAAGAGAAGAUUGAUUAUUUAGGGCAUGUGUGUGUGUGUGAGAGAGAGAUAGAGAGAGAAAGAGAGGUAUUGUUAUAUAACCCUACCACUUGUCUCUUUGAUCACCCUUUCCUUUUCCCUUUCUUCCUUCCUUCCUCGGGAUCUGAUCGACAACAACUGGACAAGAACUUUCCUUACCAGUUGGGGUUCUUUCACUUCAAUUCCCGAGGAUCUCCUUUAAAACACUGAUCUCUUAUUUGUUUGUUUCUUUCGUUUGGUCUGGUUUGGUUUUCAUUGACACAUUCUUCAUUCUUCAAUCAAUCGUAUGUGAGCUAAGAGUGUCAAAAAUCUACUAGCUGUCUUGUCUUGAAUAUCAUUGGUUUGAAUACGAGGCUUCCUUCUACCGGAUCUGAGAAAGAAGUGAUAAAAGUGGCACAGUGUUCAUGUUCUCUAGCUAGCUGGAGGAUUAAUUAAUUAUCAAGAUUAAGUUCAAGUCAUUGGAAGAAUAUGAAUACAUUUUCUCAUGUUCCACCGGGUUUCAGGUUCCAUCCCACCGACGAAGAACUUGUUGAUUACUACCUAAGAAAGAAAAUUGCUUCAAAACGUAUCGAUUUGGAUGUGAUCAAAGAAGUUGAUCUCUAUAAGAUUGAGCCUUGGGAUCUUCAAGAGCUAUGCAGAAUUGGGAGCGAAGAGCAGAGUGAUUGGUAUUUCUUUAGCCAUAAAGACAAGAAGUAUCCAACUGGGACUCGGACUAAUAGAGCAACAAAAGCUGGGUUUUGGAAAGCAACAGGAAGAGACAAGGCUAUUUAUACUCGACACAGCUUGAUUGGCAUGAGAAAAACCCUAGUUUUCUACAAGGGACGAGCUCCAAAUGGUCAGAAAUCUGAUUGGAUCAUGCAUGAAUAUCGGCUCGAAACCAAUGAAAAUGGAACACCUCAGGAAGAAGGAUGGGCUGUGUGCAGGGUGUUCAAGAAGAGAAUGACAACAGUUAGAAAAAUGAGUGAAUAUGACUCCCCUUGUUGGUACGAUGAUCAGCUCUCAUUCAUGCCCACCGACGGCGAGUCUCCGCGUCGAAUUUCUCAGCUCUACACCUCUCCAUACAAUCCUCAUCCCUAUCCAGGCUGCAAGCAAGAACUUGACCAUCAAUUGCAUCAUCAUCAUCCCCAUCAGCACUACAACAUCCCACCUCAACAUCACCAUGACCCUUUCCUUCAGCUCCCUCAGCUAGAAAGCCCCAAAUUACCACAAUCAGCUGCAAGUGUUAGUGUCCCAUAUGGAAAUUCAACACUCACAAGUACUCAAGAUGAUCAGCAAUUGCAACAAAAUCUGAGCUCAAUUUACAGCAACAACAACAACAACAAUGGCGAUCAAGCUGUGGAUCAAGUCACUGAUUGGCGCGUCCUCGACAAAUUCGUUGCGUCACAGUUUAAUCAUGGAGAUCAUUCUGCCAAGGAAACCAAUUACAGUAAUUCAACAAAUUUGUUCAAUGUGGUUGAUGAUGAUCAACAGAUGGAGUUGCUGGCUAAUGAUCAUGAUCAAUCAAAGAGACAAGAAGUUGUCGAACAGGAGUACGCGAUGACAUCCACGUCGAGUUGCCAAAUUGAUCUUUGGAAGUGAAAGUUUAUAUAUGAUAUGAAAUAUUAUUGAUGAAGACUUGAUGAUGCAGAGGUUUCUGUAUAUAAUAAGACUGAAAAAAUAUAUGGUAUUUGUCUUAUGACUAUAUAAGGGGUUAUAUAGUUAUAUAUAUGUAUUAUAUGGUGUCCUGUCUAUUGACUAAUACUAGGAUAACCAUGUUAGAUAUCGAAGACAGUGGACUUCUAUGGCCGAUUGAGCAAUAUUGUUAGUCUCGGCUUAAUAUUAAAUAUAUACAUAUAUAUACUAAUAUGUUGAAUGUAGCUUGCCAUGAAGGCUUUCUAUAAAUUCGUAACUUCUUUUUUGUUUUACAUUUGAAAGUUUUAGAUUCUAUGAAUCUAUGUACUUAUUGUGGCUUCAGAAUAUAUAUCUGGCCAAAAGGUUUUUUUUU
Tripterygium wilfordii is the source of this 2022-nucleotide messenger RNA. Its product is annotated as NAC domain-containing protein 7-like. NCBI's taxonomy places the organism in Eukaryota, Viridiplantae, Streptophyta, Magnoliopsida, Celastrales, Celastraceae. Gene Ontology annotation, molecular function: DNA binding. Gene Ontology annotation, biological process: regulation of DNA-templated transcription. The transcript is spliced from 4 exons. The coding region runs from base 507 to 1616 and encodes 369 amino acids. The record is from RefSeq and is a predicted model, not a curated record.